Entrophospora sp. SA101 is the source of this 120-nucleotide messenger RNA. The record is from the annotation of a GenBank genome assembly. NCBI's taxonomy places the organism in Eukaryota, Fungi, Glomeromycota, Glomeromycetes, Entrophosporales, Entrophosporaceae.
AUGGCUCAUGUGUUAGCUAACUUAUGUCUUUACUCAAGAUGCUUUACUACCCACGUAAUUGAUAUUGAAAAAAAAGAAGAGGAUUCAUUAAUGAUCUUGGCAAUAGAUUAUACUUUAUAA